This is a messenger RNA of Talaromyces atroroseus, 768 nucleotides long. Its product is annotated as putative hydroxyacylglutathione hydrolase. Lineage: Eukaryota; Fungi; Ascomycota; Eurotiomycetes; Eurotiales; Trichocomaceae. The transcript is spliced from 8 exons. The coding region runs from base 1 to 768 and encodes 255 amino acids. Gene Ontology annotation, molecular function: hydroxyacylglutathione hydrolase activity. The record is from RefSeq and is a predicted model, not a curated record.
AUGCGUAUCCAGACAAUUCCCAUGUGGACGGGCAAAAGCAAUAACUAUGCUUACCUGGUCACCGACGAGCCCACAAAGGAGUCUGUGAUCAUUGAUCCUGCCAAUCCAGAAGAAGUGAUCCCAGUCUUGAAAUCCGAAGACGCUGCCGGGAAGAUCAAAUUGAAUGCCAUCGUCAAUACGCACCACCAUUGGGACCAUGCGGGUGGGAAUGAUGAAAUUCUCAAGGACUUUCCGCACUUGCAAGUAAUUGGCGGCGCCAAUUGCCAAUCGGUCACAAAAACGCCUGCCCACGUUGAAACAUGGAAGCUUGGUGAGCGAAUCACGAUAAAAGCGCUCCAUACCCCCUGCCACACGCAAGAUAGCAUAUGCUACUUUCUGGAGGAUGGAAGCCAGCGUGUUGUUUUCACAGGGGACACGCUUUUCACUGGAGGAUGCGGCCGAUUCUUUGAGGGCGACGCAGCCCAGAUGCACAAAGCUCUCAAUGAGACACUUGCAUCUUUACCGGACGAUACCAAAGUCUACAGUGGCCAUGAAUACACCAAGUCUAAUGUGAAAUUCCUCCUUGCCGUGUCAAACUCGGAGGCGAUCAAGAAGCUCCAGGAUUUCGCGGAGAAGAAUCAGAGGACACAGGGAAUUCUCACCAUUGCUGAUGAAAAGGCACAUAAUGUCUUCAUGAGACUCGAUGAUCCCGAUGUCUUGAAAGCAACAGGAAAAAGAGACCCCAUUGAGGUCAUGGCUGCAUUGAGAGAGAUGAAAAAUGCCAUGUAG